Selaginella moellendorffii is the source of this 1743-nucleotide messenger RNA. Its product is annotated as pentatricopeptide repeat-containing protein At4g02750-like. The transcript has 2 exons. NCBI's taxonomy places the organism in Eukaryota, Viridiplantae, Streptophyta, Lycopodiopsida, Selaginellales, Selaginellaceae. Gene Ontology annotation, molecular function: protein binding. Bases 1 to 1743 code for a protein of 580 amino acids. The record is from RefSeq and is a predicted model, not a curated record.
AUGAAAAAUCUUCGAUCUGAUUGCCUCCGUUUGAUCCAAUCUUGCAAGUCACUGGCAGCAGCCCAAGAAAUUCACCGCCAGCUCCAAGAAGUGUGGAGUUUUGACGAUGUGUUUCUGUGCAACAAGAUGCUGGAGCUCUACAGCAAGUGUGGGAGCUUCGAGAUGGCAAAGGAAAUAUUCGAUGGAAUAAUCACUAAGAACACCUUCAGUUGGGUCCUGAUGAUCACUGCGUACGUGAGACGCGAUCUCAGUGAUGAAGCAAAAGAAUGCUUCACAAAGAUGCCCAUGCUGGAUGUUGUAGCUUGCAAUGUGAUGCUAAGUUUAUAUUCCCAAGUUGGGGAUCUUCAAGAGGCUAGAUUCCUGUUUGAUUCCAUGCUUGAGAGAGAUCUAGUGUCGUGGACGGCUAUGAUUGACGCACAUGCUCAGGAUGGACAUCUACUGCAAAGUGAGCACCUGUUUUCGCAAAUACCGCAGAGGAAUCUUGUUGCAUGGACCGCAAUGCUUGUGGCAUAUGCCCAAACUGGGCAUCUUGUGGAUGCGAAAAGAAUUUUCAAUGAGAUGCCUGAGCACGAUAUUGUGGUCUGGAAUGCCAUGCUAGCUGCAUAUGUACAAAACGGAUUAUUUGACGAUGCCAGACGCAGUUUUGAUGAGAUGCCACAAAUGAAUCUCGUCAGCUUGAAUUCCAUGCUGGCUGCAUUUGGCCAAAGCAAAAAUCUGCAAUUAGCUAUUAAUCUAUUUGAAAACAUGCCUGAGCACGACUUGAUCUCAUGGAAUUCCAUGUUAUAUGUUUAUUCGCAGCACGGGCAUCUUAAGCGAGCAGAGGAAAUAUUCCAGAAGAUGCCGCGACGUAGCAUCAUCUCUUGGACGUCAAUGCUUACAGCAUAUGCUCAUAAUGGGAAUCAUUCUGACGCAGAAAGGAUAUACUACAAAAUGCCAACAAGGAAUCUAGUGUCGUCAAACACAAUGAUAGCAUCAUAUGGAGAAUCCGGCCGCCUCACCACAGCCACAGCCCUGUUCCACGCACUGCCCCAGCGGAAUCUAGCAUCCUGGAACGCCACUCUCGCGGCAUAUUCCCGAAACGGGCAUCUAGAGCACGCAAAGCACAUGUUUGAUGUGAUGCCACAAAGGGAUCUUGUCUCGUGGACGACUAUAAUGGCAGCAUUUUACCAGCACGGCUUUCUAUCACUAGCCACACGAAUCUUCUCCAGCAUGCCCGAGCAGAUACCGGAAUCCUGGAACGCGAUGCUCACGGCAUAUUCGCAAAGCGGCCACCUUUGCAAGGCAAAGAGCCUCUACGAUUCCAUGCCGGAGAGAGACCUGGUCUCCUGGACGGCUAUGAUCGCAGCUUAUACCCAAAACGGGCAUCCCCUCACGGCCAUGGAAGCUUUCCACGCAGGAAAGCUGAGCAAAACUCCCGACCAAGUCUGCUUCGUGCUCGCCUUGCUCGCUUGCAGCCACGCUGGCAAAGUGGAGCUCGGGAUAAACUGGUUCUCUUCCAUGAUCUCCGACUUUGAGAUCACGGUGAGCAAGCAUCACUACUGCUGCAUGAUCGAUCUCUUCUCGCGAGCCGGGCACCUGGACGAGGCCAGGGAUCUCAUCGCCAACAUGCCGUUCGUUCCCGAGGCCCUGGAAUGGGUGUGCUUCUUGAGCUCGUGUAAGAGCCACAGUGAUCUCCAGCAUACCUCGCAAGCUGUGAAUGCGGUGCUCGAGCUUCGCGAAAAAGAGAAGCUUUUUGACGAGUAA